Molecule: messenger RNA, 1348 nt
Organism: Marchantia polymorpha subsp. ruderalis
Lineage: Eukaryota; Viridiplantae; Streptophyta; Marchantiopsida; Marchantiales; Marchantiaceae
Source: the annotation of a GenBank genome assembly
CAACGAAGCAAGUGAAGACCGAGGACACAGAGAGUCAGAGAGCGAGAUAGCGAUAGGGAGAGAGAGACAGGCUUAAGAGAGUGGGAGUGGUUUUUUUUGGGGUGUUGGUGAGAUAUUUGUUCUUGCGAGUGUUGUUGGUUGGUUGCGUCUUGUGCUUCUCCGCCUCUGCCUGCCUGCCUGCCUCGAGCGCCGGUGCUUUUUCGUUUCGGAAAUUCUUUGGGUUUGGAGCGCUCGUUCGUGCACGUUCUCAUCUAAGGAGGCUUCUUGAUCUUGCUGUUGCGAAGGGUGAAAGAAGGAGAGAGGACGGUUGCCACCAGACCUCCGGUCGUCCGCGUACAACAGUUAAGGUUCAUGUCAGAUCUAGAUAUCCAGAUCCCUGGCGCCUUUGACCCAUUUGCAGAGGCGAAUGCUGAGGAUUCGGGUGCAGGUUCUAAGGAUUAUGUCCAUGUGCGGGUCCAGCAGCGAAACGGAAGAAAGAGUUUGACCACCGUACAGGGCCUCAAGAAGGAAUUCAACUACAACAAAAUUCUCAAGGACUUCAAGAAGGAAUUUUGUUGCAACGGCACGGUUGUACAAGAUCCCGAGUUGGGUCAAGUGAUUCAGCUGCAGGGAGACCAGCGGAAGAAUGUGUCGCAGUUCCUUGUUCAGGUGAUUUGUGAAUUUUUGAGGUUAAAUUUAGGGUUGUGAGUUUUGUCGCGUCCUAGGCUGUUCAUGCGUUAACCUCGUACAUUCCGGACUCUUGCAGACAACGUGGAUCACUCCUCAUUCCUAUCUAUUAAAAUUGUUUGUGUUUGUUUCAGGCUGGAGUUGUGAAGAAGGAUCUGAUCAAGAUCCACGGAUUUUAAGCUCAAUGUUUUCGCCUCCGUGGUUUAUGUCAGCAUCAGGGUGGUCACCAGGUCAAGUUGGAGGUUGAACCAUUUGUGUAGAACGGGAUGCUGGUUGAGUGUAGCAACCCGAGCAUAACUGUGAGGGAUUCUGCAGUGUACGUCAGAGAUCUGGCUUGUGUUAGGUGCUCGAGGCUCUGCACUGCUGAUACCUUUGUAAGCGUCCGGUUGCAAUAUGAUUGACUGUUUUUAUUUCCAUGGUCCGAGGAGGUUCAUAGGGGCUUUAUGUCUCUAUGACACUCUUUUGGCUUGCACAUGAUUGGACUUUUCUUUCUUAUACUUUAAUGGGCUGAAGAAGAUAAUAGAAGGUAUUUUUAUUUCUAUGAGACUCUUUGGCCAUCACGCUCAGGUAUGAGCGCGGCAAAGUCAUGUUUAGAACGAUGACUUACUGCAGCAAUUGAAACCAGAAAGUGCGAUUGACUGAAUUUCCAAUGCGGUUCUUUUGUUGACUAAGCCAAGACGGA